Molecule: messenger RNA, 1145 nt
Organism: Aspergillus homomorphus CBS 101889
Lineage: Eukaryota; Fungi; Ascomycota; Eurotiomycetes; Eurotiales; Aspergillaceae
Product: Bax inhibitor-1 family protein
Exons: 3
Coding region: 78-893 (271 amino acids)
Cellular component (GO): membrane
Source: RefSeq, a predicted model, not a curated record
GCCGUGAGUCCUCAGCUCUACUCCAUCCUAUUUCAUUCGGCUUUCUGACCAAACGCAAAAGCGAGCUCAAGAGCAAAAUGGCUGCCAACACUAGAUACGAACCCGCACCGCAGCGCGACUCUUUCGAAGAGCGCGGCUACACUCAGCCCCCGCCUUCUUAUCAGGCAACUGCCGAUCACUCGCAAGCACCUCGCAGCGAAGAUGACAAUGUUCCCGAUGACUUCAAGUUCGGUGGCACUGUGGCGGAGGGCACUCUGCCCAUCCGUAUGCAGUUCAUCCGCAAGGUCUAUGCGAUUCUAACGGUGCAACUCCUCCUCACGACCGCGAUGAGCUCGAUCUCCUUCUUCAGCCCCAGCUACCGCACCUGGAUCCAGUCCAACUUCUGGGUUAUGAUCCUCUCGGUCUUCGGCGCCCUGGGCUUCAUGCUCGUCACCUACUGGAAGCGCAAGUCGUACCCGGCCAAUUUACUGUUCCUGUCCGGCUUCACGAUCAUGGAGGCCUACUCGAUCAGUGUGGUCACCUCGCUGUACGAGAGCCGCAUCGUGCUGCAGGCCCUGGUCAUCACGCUGGGCCUCUUCGUCGCCCUGACCCUCUUCGCCUGCCAGACCAAGUACGACUUCACGCACUGGAUGCCCUACCUCUUCGGUGCGCUGUGGUUCCUCAUCCUGUUCGGCUUCAUGGCCAUGUUCUUCCCCGGCAACAGCACCGUCGAGCUCGUCUACGGCGGCGUCGCCGCCCUGAUCUUCGCCGGCUACAUCCUCGUCGACACCCAGCUGGUCAUGCGCCACUACCACGUCGAGGAGGAGAUCGCUGCCUCCAUCUCGCUGUACCUGGACAUCCUGAACCUGUUCUUGGCCAUUUUGCGCAUCUUGAACAGCCAGAGCAACAACUAGGUCAAGUCAUACGCUAGGCUCUUCGGCUGAGUGAACGUGACGGAUAUGGCUCAGUCCUAGGCUACGUACUCGCUUUCUCUUGCUUCCCUGGACUACCUACUCGUGUGUUCGAUGCUGCCUGCACCGGACAUUUGCUAGCACUUCCCUCAACAAUUCAGACCUUCAAUAAAUGCCUACCUAUCUAUACAACCCCCGCAAAUCCCCACGAGUUUACAAGACAAUAAUCCAGGGACCGUUUCCUUACUUUCUUGC